AUGUUCCCGUUCCUCCUCUUCUCGCUUCUCCAGGUCGUCCGGGCCGAUCCGUUCUGGAUCGUCAGCCUCGGGCACCUGCUCUCGACGCGUAUGGACCCGGUAGUCAGCCCUGGUGGCGUCUCCACUCAUGUGCACGAGAUUGUCGGCGCGUCGGCAUUCUCCCCGACGUACGACUACGCGACUCUCCAAUCCUCCAAAUGCACCACUGCCAACGUCAAGGUGGACAAGUCCAACUACUGGGUCCCGCAGCUGUACCGAAAGACAUCGUCGGGCCUGCAGCUUGUACCCAACACAUACACCAAUGCCCGGGAGAUCGUAUACGAGUUCCCGCCCGGCUUCCGGAUGCUCGCUGGCGAUAUGGGACGGACCACCUACGACCCCACUGAUCGUGCUCAGGCAGCCAUCAGCUACGUCUGCCUGAACUUCAAGGGGAACGGUGGACCCGAUACGAAUGCCUUCCCGACGCGUAGCUGCCCAGACGGGCUCCGCGCGCAGGUCUACUUCCCCUCGUGCUGGGAUGGCGUCAAUCUCUGGCUGGAAGGCAGCAAGCAUGUCUCCUAUCCGGCCGAGGGCAACUUUGACGGGAAUGGCAAGUGUCCAUCCACGCACCCGAAGCGGCUCGUCAGCGGCGUCUGGAGUCAUGGCGAUACGACUGGCUAUGGUAUGCACGGCGACUUUACCAUGGGGUGGCCCGAAGGACUCUUCCAGAAGAUCUUUGAUCAAGGCGAGGCGUGCAAUGUCGGCUUCAACCUCAAGGGCUGCCCUGCUCUUUCACCGCAUCUCAUGGACGGGGGAGGAUGUGCGCCAGAGAAGCUGGUUGUGGAUGAGAUCAUCGAUCCCGUCUCCAAGCUUCCCGGUAACAACCCGCUGUACGGCUCGGGCGGGUCCAAUCGUCCCGCCUAUACCGAGACUGCCAAGUUCAAGAUUAUCGGUCCAGCAAUCCCCUCAAAUUGGAAGAACCUCGGCUGCAUCAACGAGCCCGCAUCCGGUCGAGCCCUCUCCGCCGCUACAUCCGCAACGGACGACAUGACCCCAACCAAGUGUAUCUCCUUCUGCUCCGGAAAGGGAUACAAGCUCGCAGGUGUCGAGUAUGGUCGAGAAUGCUAUUGCGGCAACGCGCUCACCGGUGUGUCCGAGACGCCCGACGGGACCGCCCAGUGCGGCAUCGCAUGCGCCGGCGAGGGCAAUUCCAAGGGUUUCUGCGGCGGUUCCAGGACGCUAUCGGUGUACAAGUUCUCGGGGAGCGGUACGCCCAGCGUUGGAGCUGCAAGCGGGGGCAGCAUCCAGCCGACCCCAGUCUCCAUCAGGCAGAUCAAAGCUACCACUAUCAGGCAAUGCGGCGUCAAGGGCGAUGCAGGUUAUCCCGGCAACAACAAGGUCAUCACCCUGGCGAAGCGGUCGAGGUGCAGAGAGUAG
Molecule: messenger RNA, 1416 nt
Organism: Dioszegia hungarica
Lineage: Eukaryota; Fungi; Basidiomycota; Tremellomycetes; Tremellales; Bulleribasidiaceae
Product: WSC-domain-containing protein
Exons: 9
Coding region: 1-1416 (471 amino acids)
Source: RefSeq, a predicted model, not a curated record